Messenger RNA from Diatraea saccharalis (sugarcane borer), 3085 nucleotides. The record is from the annotation of a GenBank genome assembly. Lineage: Eukaryota; Metazoa; Arthropoda; Insecta; Lepidoptera; Crambidae.
AGAAUUUCCUACAAUCAACUCAAUUCUCUUACAGUUACGUAAAAUCAUAAUAUUAUUCGUUUAAUAUGUGCAUUUAUUAAAGAUAUACAUAACCAAAAUAAUAUUAGUCUUUCAUAAUGUGGCAUUUAAUACAAUUGCAUUCAUGUCAGUUAAUGAGACAAAGAUUGUUAACUACAAAAAACAAUGGUAUUUUUGCUAAUUUACUGAAAAAUAAACCAUCUGGGAUUUUAAAACGCAAUUUUGCGGAUAUUAAAGUCAAUGCUGAGAAAAGUGCAAAAAAUAACUUUUUCCUCAUUUGUAGCCCUUGGAAACUCUGUUCAGGUGUUAGUUUAGGUUUAGCUGUUCGAGCUUUAUUAAGCCAUAAUCAGGUAUUAUGCAAAGCGGUUCAGAAUUCCAGGAUUAUACAGCGCAGGCCGAAUGUUUCCGUAGACAGUUCCAAAUUUGAUUGGCAGAAGUUAUUUGAAUAUUUGAAGCCUCACCGGUGGCUUUUGGCAGCAGCUGUUGCAUCGGCCUUAGCAGUAGCAUUUUUAAAUGUGUACAUUCCAGCCAUGUUGGGUGUAAUAGUGAAUGUUUUAGCAAGUAUUAAAACAAAUCCUAGUGCUGAUUUUAUUGAUGAAAUUAAGUUACCAGCUCUAAAAUUGAUAUCUCUGUAUAUUGGACAGGCUGCAUUUACGUUUAUUUAUAUACACUUGUUGUCACAAGUAGGAGAGAAAGUAGCUGUACAGAUGAAGCAAGAUCUUUUUGUGUCUGUAUUAAAUCAGGAUAUGGAAUUUUUCGACCGAGAGAGGACAGGGGAACUUGUAAACAGGUUAACUGUUGAUGUUCAAGACUUUAAGAGCUCCUUCAAACAAACUAUUUCUGGUGGCUUAAGGGCUUUGACUCAGGUGGUCGGGUCAGCUGUCAGUCUACUAGUUAUAUCACCUCAUUUGACUGGACUGACGAUGGUGUGCGUCCCAUCUGUAGUUAUAGGAGCAACAUUUAUAGGUUCUUUGCUAAGGAAGCUUUCAAGAGAGGCUCAAGCUCAGAUAGAAAAGGCAACACUAGUGGCAGAAGAAGCUAUAGCGAACAUGCGCACGGUAAGAGCAUUCGCUGGCGAACAGAAUGAGGCGGGAAUGUUCGCGGCCGAAUGCGAAGCUGCCGCGGAUCUCAGUAUGGAACUCGGGCUUGGAGUGGGACUCUUUCAGGCCGGCACUAACCUCUUCUUAAAUGGUAUGGUGUUGAGCACUAUGUUCCUCGGCGGUCACCUGAUGUCGACGGGUCACAUGUCCGCGGGCGACGUCAUGGCGUUCCUGGUCAACGCUCAGACAGUCCAGAGAUCAGUGGCGCAGCUGUCUUUGUUGUUCGGCUCCGUUGUGAAAGGGAUAAGUGCAGGCGGUCGAGUUUUCGAGUACAUAAAUAAGACGCCGAAGAUGGAUACGUUGGGAAAUAAGACCAUCAAAUAUCACGAAUUUCGUGGAGACAUAGAAUUCAAAGAUGUCACAUUCGCUUAUCCAACCAGACCAGAAGCGAUUGUUCUAAAACAUUUUAAUUUAAAAAUUCCGGCGGCGAAGACUGUUGCUAUAGUGGGAACAUCGGGAAAUGGUAAAUCAACUAUCGCAGCGCUGUUGGAGAGGUUUUAUGACGUCAGUGACGGUCAAGUGACGAUAGACGGUGUGGACGUUCGCGAGUUCGAUUGUAAAUGGCUGAGGGGCAGAGCCCUGGGGCUGAUUAGUCAGGAGCCCGUUUUGUUUGCCACCAGCGUCAGGGAGAAUAUAAGAUACGGGAAACCAGAAGCCACAGAUGAUGAGGUAAACUUAUAAUUAUGAAACAUUAAAUUAAGUAGUUUUAUAAUUUAUUGAUUCAAAUUUAUCUGCAGAUUACAUGAACCGAAAACCGAGCGGCCAUGGCGCAGCAUCGUGUGACGUCACAUUUCAAUAUACUAAACGUCACGAGUUUGUUGCGAGUGCAAUCAGUACUCACAUUUUUUGAGAUGUGACGGCACGGUUGGAAAUGUCACGUGACUGAUUGCUUUCGCAGGACUAUUUGAAUGAAUGAAUAAAAAUAUGUAUUUCAUUUAAUGAAUAAAUAUUGAAGUGUAAUGACUGUAUAAAAUAAAACCGGGAGAGAAAAGUUGCCUUUCUGAGUUUCUUGCCGGUUCUUUUUAAUACAAUAUCUCCUGCCAUAGAUUGUUAAUAGACAGAUGUAAACAGACGGCAUAGUUGUCCUCUUUCUCAAACACUUUUUAACAGGUGAGACUUAAUAACAAAAUUAAUAUUACAAAACAAUUGAGUAUUUUAUAAGAAAGCAGAGAUGAGCAAAAAGUAAUCCUGAUUUUAGUAGCGUUGUUGAGAAUUAGCAGUGACGUAUAGCAAUUGACCAGCCUCGGUUGUUUAACAGCUAGUUUUCCAGGAUGGUGCAAACCAUGCUAUAUUAUAUAGCUGGAUAGUGCUGAUAAUAGACGUCUGCCGUAAUCAUGUGGCCAGAUUUGAGAAAACUGUAAUGUACGACACCGGCACUAGUUCACCAAACGCUUACAUGUAACUUUUUGGGGUCAUUUUCGCUUGGAGCAGGAUUUGGCUGGCAUACCAGGGUCCAACCAUUGCGAUGAGCGCUUCCGAUUAUCGUAGAGAAUCCACUUUUCAUCACAGGUAAUGAUUCGAUUUAAAAACCCUUCAUUAUUGUGCCGGUUAAGUAAUGUAACGCAGCAGUCGAAGCGCGUUUGCCGGUAUGCUUCACUCAAUGAGGUACCCAUCUUUCAAGCUUUUUAAUCUUUCCAAUUUGCUUCAAGUGGAUGAAAAUAGUUUUAUCACUAAAACCGCAGCCUGCAGCUAACUCGGACGUGAUUUGCGAUCCGCUUCCAUAAUAGCCUUCAAUUCUUCAUUAUUAACUUUCUCCGCCCGUCCGCUUGUUCUGCAGAUCGAAAUUUCCAGAACUAUAACGUUGGAACCAAAAACGCACUGUGUUUUCUUUUGCGACACAACCACCAUACACAUCAUUAACCCUUCGAGCCGUUUCCGCAGCACUGGUACCACGGUGGAACUCGUACUCGUAAAUAACACGAUAUUUCAAGUUUUCCAUUUUUUAUACUGGGUGACGUAAAUAGGUC